UCAUGCAAGCCCUAUAUAUCCUUUAAAACCUCAACGAGAACACCCGCACCGCCUUCAACUAAAACAAUCUCUAAUCUUUAUCCAUUGUUUCGUUCUUGUCAGUGAAAUCAUUAAGGAUGGGUAACAGUUUAGGGGGCAAGAAAACGACCAAAGUCAUGAAAAUAGAUGGCGAGACUUUGAAACUGAAAACUCCAGUGACGGCGGAGGAGGUCCUCAAAGACUUUCCCGGCCACGUUUUGUUAGAGUCCGAAUCCGUCAAGCACUACGGUGCUAGAGCCAAACCACUUGAGGCGAAGCAGAGAUUGGAGGCGAAGCGGCUGUAUUUCGUGGUGGAGCCGGUGAAGGAGUGUCCACCGAGAAGGGUUAGGUCGGGAAUUCACAUGAGUGCGAAGGAUAGGCUUGAGAACCUCAUGCUUGCACGGAGAUCUUCUUCGGAUCUCUCCAUACUCAAGCCAGCAGGGAGAUGGAUGACGAAGGAGGAGGAGGAGAAAGAAGGAGGAGCCGUGAGGGUGAAGCUGAGGAUUCCUAAGGCGGAGCUGGAGAGACUCGUUAAGGAAGGAGCUACAGAGGCGGAAGCCACCAAGAAGAUUGCCGCUCUCUAUAUGGCCAAACAGAAUCACGAGGAAGUACGUAAGAACACGCUCCAACGUGGUGAUGGAGGAGACGAGCCUGCAGCUUCCACAGCCGCCGCCACAAGAGGAGUCAAGUCUUGUCUGAAACGAGUGAGUUUCAUGGCGGAAAGAGGAGGAAACGUGAUCACCGUUGCUUGAUGUUGAACCAAUAAAUACAACAUAUUAUGUAUACGAAUAGACUGCGUCCUAUCGCUUCUGCAUUCCUUUGUAGAUAAAAAGCAGAGAGUUUGUGAGAAUGAGAGAGAGCUAGUGAGUUAUAUUCAUCCAUGUCUCCACUCUGUAGCUAGACUAUAUAUUUAUUUCUUAUUAGAAAAGAAAAAAACAGUUUUUUUUUGUAGUCAAAUUCAUCAAUGUCUCUCACCUUGUUUUUAUUAUAUGUUUCUCGGGAAAUAAAAAAGUU
Molecule: messenger RNA, 1032 nt
Organism: Raphanus sativus (radish)
Lineage: Eukaryota; Viridiplantae; Streptophyta; Magnoliopsida; Brassicales; Brassicaceae
Exons: 3
Coding region: 117-770 (217 amino acids)
Source: RefSeq, a predicted model, not a curated record